Diaporthe amygdali is the source of this 1866-nucleotide messenger RNA. RefSeq lists its product as uncharacterized. The coding region runs from base 1 to 1866 and encodes 621 amino acids. The transcript is spliced from 2 exons. The record is from RefSeq and is a predicted model, not a curated record. NCBI's taxonomy places the organism in Eukaryota, Fungi, Ascomycota, Sordariomycetes, Diaporthales, Diaporthaceae.
AUGCGACCGCGACAGAUCCUCACACUCGGGGCGAUUGUGCUCGCGUGUUUCCUGACAUAUACCGUGCUGCGACUCGGCGCACCUCAGCCGCCCAAAUACACACCAGAUACCACGCCUUCGAAGCCGAUCCCUGUGGAUACUCGACCGGCACACGAUGGCGACGGCUCGAACGACGCAGUCGCGGGUGGCGAUGCGCCCACCCGCAGCAAACCCAAACCAGCACCGGGCGGCUCACACCCAAUGUGGCACCUUAUCAAGGAUGCCGAGACGAAGCUCGAAGAUACAAAGAUGCGUCAAUCAAAAUCCCUGCAAGAGGCCGUGACCGAAUACCGCCGGCGGUAUGGCAUCCCGCCCCCGCCCAACUUCGACAAGUGGUACGAGUUCGCCACAAGCAAGGGUGUACAACUCAUUGAUGAGUUCGACACGAUCCACGAGUUGAUCACGCCCUUCUGGGGACUGAAACCGUCUACAAUACGCAACCGUGCCACAGAAGCACUCGGGUUCGGAAACGCGUUGCUGGGUGUUCAGAUCCGCAAUGGCAAGAUCACCAACCUACAGGGCGGAGGAGAUUGGCAGCGCGACGCGACUGAAGGCAUGAUGAGGCCGUUCAUAGAGCAUCUCCCCAACAUGGACUUGUGCUUCAACAUCCACGACGAGCCACGGGUGGUCGUGCCGCAUGAUGACAUGGUGCGGCUCGUGGAUGUUGCCAAGAACAAGAACAUGAAAGCGGCCAACGCCGUCGCACACCCGCGAAACGAGUUCACCAAGAAGCCCAAGGGCCUCAACGAGGGAUCCCACUUCACGGAGACGAAACUCACGCGCUUCAACGUGUUCGCUCACCAGCCGACCUGGACCCAUUCGCGUAUGUCAUGCCCGCCGGAAAGCCCUGCCCGCGCGAUCGAGGAGUCGGACCGGAUCGACGACGUCGAGAAGUACGGAUUAUCAGAGUUGGGCUUUGUAUACAACGAGACAGCCAUGGCGGAUAUAUGCCAAUCUCCCUCGCUGAGCGAGACAUACGGGUUUUUCGAUCGGCCAAACGCCUACAACAUCGUGCAUGAUUUAUUCCCUAUCUUCUCGCAAUCCAAGAUCUCCUCGUACAAUGACAUAAUAUACCCCUCUCCAUGGUACUGGUACGAGAAAGUCAGCUACGACGAAAGCAAGGAUCAGCCCUGGGACACGAAGAAGGACCAGCUGUACUGGCGUGGCUCGACCACGGGCGGUUUCUCUCGGAAUGGCGGGUGGAGGCGACAACAUCGGCAGCGGUUCGUGCAGAAAAUCAACGCGGCGGAUCAAGCCAAGAUUCUUGCCAACCGUGGCGACGAUACACACCCUAAAUGGGACGUCAAGGAGGUCCCGAGGGGAGACUACAAGGACAUCAUCAGCGUGCAGUUCUCGCAUGUGGGGCAGUGCGACCCGGGCGACUGUGACGCGCAAAAGGAGUUCUUCCAGGUGACGAGCCGGGUCGAGCAGCAAGAUGCCUGGCAGUACAAGUACCUUCUGGACAUCGACGGAAAUGCCUUCUCGGGCCGGUUUUACGCCUUCCUGAGGAGUAAAAGUCUUAUCUACAAAUUCUCAAUAUUCAGGGAGUGGCACUACGAGUGGAUCAAGGGGUGGGCACACUACAUCCCGCUGAGCCUGCAAGGUGACGAGUGGCUCGAGGCUGUACGCUUCUUUGGGGACGGUGACCUGGGCAAGAAAGAGGCAGAGAGGAUCGCGCUGCAGGGACGGGACUGGGCGAACAAGGUACUGAGGAAAGAGGACAUGGAAGUCUGGUUCUUCAGACUAUUGUUGGAAUACGGCCGAGUUGUCGACGAUGACCGUGAGAACAUUGGGUUCUCUUUCGGUGGGUCGCCUGUCGCCGAGUAG